Molecule: messenger RNA, 3125 nt
Organism: Rattus rattus (black rat)
Lineage: Eukaryota; Metazoa; Chordata; Mammalia; Rodentia; Muridae
Product: transmembrane protein 198-like
Exons: 4
Coding region: 981-2018 (345 amino acids)
Cellular component (GO): plasma membrane; vesicle membrane
Source: RefSeq, a predicted model, not a curated record
UGGAAGGAAGCUGGAGGUCUAGGGAAGCAAUUCCACCCCUUUGCUCUCCUCAGCCCUGCAGGGUGGUGAGUAGUUAACACCCUUCCUGACCUCUCCUUGUUUUGCGUCCCAGACUCUUAAGCGAUUGAGAAGAGCCCCGGGAGUUCUCCAAUCCUCAGCCUCAAUAGCAGAAGGAAAGUGCAUCCUCACCACCCUACUUCUGCAAUAAUAUCCCAGUGCCAGCCUCUCCUCUGUGAUCCUUCAGGAUCAGAAUCAAAUCCCAUUGGCAGCCCAGGCGUGCAUGGAUGAGAGGGUGGGUGGAACAAUCCCCAUGUGAGUCUGAGGCGAGUAGCAAGUGGAUACCAAGAUAUGAGGAGAAGGGCAAGGCGCCUGCCUGCUUCCUCCGUGUAGGGCUGUAUUCAGCUAUCCCCAACAAUUCCAUCUCAGCAUGAAGCCGAGACUUCAAAAUCUCGCAGAGGCUGACUAGGUGACUCUCUGUGCUUACUUGAAACUUCUAAAUGUCUGUUCCCUUUCUUCCUCGGGGAUUGCAUUUAGCCCACAGUGUUUGGGCUCCGACUCGCAGGAGUUUAGGGAGCAAUGAGUACAGUGGCCCUGGGGGCUGCCUGCAGCCAACGACCACCCCUGUGCCUAGGAAGGACCUCUGGGGCUGAAUGAAGCUAGAGGUCUAGGUUCUCCUCAGCCCUGCAGGGUGGUAAGCAGUUGUUCAGAGACCCUAAGGUGACUCAUCCGCUUCUCUUCAUUCCUCUCCUCACGUUAUUAACCCUACCCUGUCUGGUUCAACAGGGUUUAGUAUUGAAUCUCAACUGCAGAUGAGGGGAGUUGCUUUUUAGUUGGAACAAGUCACUUUUCAAGAGAAAUGGAAGUACAGAGUCCCCAAGGUUUGUGGUUCCUGCUCUCUGUUCUCUUCCAGAUUCACCAACUCCUGCCGGAUAGCUAUGGAUGGAUGAAAGGAGAUUACUCUAACCUUCCACUCUGUGACCAUGGAGAAAGCCUCCUUGCCUCUGACUUUAACAUCUUACCCAAGGCCCUUUAAUCAACAACUCCCAGAGCCUCCAGACCCAAGAUGCAUCUUGGAACCCCAGGACAGCCUCGCCCUGGCCCCUGCCCUUGUGUGUGCCCUUUGCUGCUGCUUUGGAAUCAUCUACUGCUGCCUCGGCUACCGCUGCUUCAAGGCAGUGAUGUUUCUCUCCGGUCUGCUGUCAGGCGCUCUAGUGAUCUUCCUGCUGUGCCAUAAGGAGCGAGUGCUGGAGACACAGUUGAGCCUGGAGGUGAGCGCAGGCAUCGCCCUGGGCAUUGGACUCCUCUGUGGCCUGGUCACCAUGCUGGUCCGCAGUGUUGGGCUCUUUCUGACCGGUCUCCUGCUAGGUCUGACCCUGGGUGCUGGAACCUUACUGGGCACUGAACCCAUCUACCAGCCACAUUCAGCCUGGGUGCCAGUCGGAGGACUGAUGGGGCUGGCACUGCUGGGAGCCCUGCUCACACUUCGGUGGCCACGUCCGUUCACAGUCCUGGGCACAGCACUGCUAGGUGCUGCGGUACUGGUGGCCUGUGCUGACUACUUCUUGGAAGGACUGGCCCUAGGCACUCGGCUGGGUAAACGCCUGCAGGCACUUCCAGAGCUGCCUCCUCUUUGCUGGUAUAGCUGGGUCUUGCUGGGAACCUGGCCAGUCUUGGGGGCUCUUGGGACGCUGGCCCAGUGGAAACUCAUGGCUGAGGAGCGUGGGAGCCACACCAAUGUGAUCUUGAGCCACCAGCAAAGGCACCUCCAGCUCCUUCGGCUCCAUCAGCAAGAGGCGAAGAGGCACCGGACCCCUUCUGGGACAGGACUGUGUGGAGGCAGAUGUCGGAAUCAGCUUCCCCCCAACAUCCGGAGCCCUGCUCACAGGCCAGCUCCAAGUUAUCAGCAGAGUCUCCGUGAGCUUGAGCUGGUACCAAGCCCCCAGGCCACAGGCCCCCACACCGUCCUGGACCUUGAUUCUGACUGCAGCUCCACCGUCCUCCUUACCACACCUCACUGAGCCUACCCUCCAGUGACACUGACACCCUGAUGAGGGUAGGAGAUUGCCAAGUGGAUACACAGGGCCUGAGCCCUUAGGACCCAUACAGAUUUUCCUACCUCUUGGACUUAGGGAUAGGUUCUGUGCCCAGAGCAGCCCUUUUGGAGACAGACAGAGGAAAUUCUCGUAAAGAUGGGGGAAGACUGAAAGGUACAAGCACCUACCUCCGUCCAGUAACAGAGGUGCCAUGGUCCCUAGAGACACUGACUCCAAACCUAGGAGGUGUGCCCAGAACAGCUUGUCAUCACUUUCUCUAAUGCUGAGGUGUAACCCAGAGUGAUGCCCAGAGUAGACAAGUGUUCUACCACUGAACUACAACCCAGUCUCAAAGACUUGUUUUGUUUUCGUUUGGGUUUUGGGGUUUUGGUUUGGUUUUUGGUUUUGGUUUUUUGUUUGUUUGUUUGUUUUGUUUGGUUUGGUUGAGGUUUUGCUGUUUCAUGGCAGGACUUCUUUGUGUAACCUGGCUGUCCUACAACUCACUCUGUAGACCAGGCUGGCCUUGAACUCACAGGAAUCUGCCUAUCUGUGCCUCCCCAGUGCUGGUCACCACAUGCACCACCACACCCAGUGAUAGGCUUUUUGGCAGGAAGAAUGACACAGAAAUGCUCCAAGAUCUCCCAGUCCCCAGGCUCCUUACUGGGGGUAACUGGGCUUCUGGUUGGCCUUUCUUCCUGGACCCUAUACUCUUGAAUCCUGCUACCUCGGUGGGAAGCUCCGUCUUCCAUGGUGCUCCCCCCUCUCCUCAGUGGAGGAAGACCGCAGCAUCUGCCUCAGCUACCCUCUCUCCAAAAGCUGGCUCCUUGUCCUUUUUCUCAGAGGAGUCUGGUCUUAGGGCUGCACGGUAGUCAAGUGCCUUCUGUCUCUCAAAGUAGCUUUGCUCCUAAACCAGAAUUCGGGUCCAGCCACUGACCAUUCUAACUCUCCCUCCUCUGACUCUCCUGACUGAAGUCUAUGUCCUGGUUUCCCAGACAUAUUACAGAAAACAUAUCUUUCCCCUGGGCAGCAGAUCUGUAAUGACAGGGAAGAAGAACAAGGGAAUUCGGGAAUAAAAUGUCAUUGAAAAUUCAA